UUUGUUUCCACGUCGCAUACCAAUUUUCUAGAAAACUCUUAGUGUUAUUCGAAAUACUAGAAUUAAAAAUGUGUUUCAAAAUUUCAACAGCGAUUUUCUCCGAACAUGCAAUGUGGUUCAUACGACCUAAUCAAAACAAACUCUAGAAAUAUGAAUAUCACAACAUCAAGGUUUAGGAAUACACCCCUGGAAAACUUAAAAACUAAACUUGUUGAGUGAUUUUGUUUUGUCGUGAAGUCAGCAGAUAUUUGUCUCAAAUUUUGUGGUCAUGCACGAAAUUGUUUAAAGAUCUAUAUAGGAUUUUUAAAUCAACGUUUUUGAAAUGGCAACUGCUACCGGCAGUAGUGCUAAUCCACCAGCACUGAUCAGCAUCAAAGCGGAAUCAAGCAAACAGGAUAGCUCGGUAAAAUUUCCCGAUCAAGGACACGAAGAUGGAAUCGCCGAUCCCUGCCUCAUAUCGUCCAUCGAAAAUGGACAGAAAGACACACAGCAAGAAAUAAAAAUGGAAAUAGAUGUAACAGAACCCGAGGUCCAGAACAACGAGGGGGAAGGACAACACACUCGUAGUGGUAAGAAACCGCGAUGGACCAAGAGUCACAACGAAUCUCGCUAUAGGAAAUGCAAUUUGUGCCAAAAGUCCUUUGCUGGCCAGGACCGGUUGCUGAUACAUAGAAUGAGACACCAUGGUUUGGGAGAUGAGUUGGAGAAUCGAGCUCAGAUUAGCUACUCGGAAGUAGAAGAAAUGUUGUCGAAAAUUUUUCCCUAUCAAUGCAACGAGUGUCGCAUUUAUUUCCGAUACAAGGAACUAAUGACAGAACACGACAAAGUUCACGAACCUGAACCAGUGAUUGUCGAAGGAAUUGAACAAGGAGAAAUUAUCCACGGUAAGGACCAUCACAAUAAGAUUAAAUCGUCUCAAAAAAGACGUUAUAAAUGUGAAAUCUGCGAGAAAGAUUUCGACAAAAAAGAACGAUAUGUUAUACAUAAAAUGAAUGCUCAUCAGAUAGAAGAUGAACGGCUCGGGGCGAUUUCCGAAAGUGCUAAUCGAUGCGAAGAAUGUGGCGAAACUUUCCCAUAUAAAAGAAUGCUCGUCGUUCAUCAAAGCAAGGAACAUUCGAAGCGGGACAAAAAGUAUCCUUGCGAUAUAUGUGGUAAGGAAAUGUCUUCCGGUUAUAAACUGAAUUUGCACCGCAUUAAAUUGCACGAUUCUUUGAAUGUAAAGCGCGAAAGCUCUAACCAUCAUUGCGAACAGUGUGGCAAAACAUUUCACUAUAAGCACGACUUGAACAAACAUUUGCUGAUGCAUUCGGAUCAAGCUAAGCAAUUUCAGUGUAAAUUGUGUGACAAAAUCUUUCCAGACAAACUCGCCUACAACCGACACAUGCAGUAUUCGCACGAAACCCCUAGCACAACAGAUACAGAAACUGUUUGCGAAAUAUGCAGUAGAAGUUUUAUGAACCAACAAUUGGUUAUUUUUCACAUGACCGAUAGUCAUUCCGGGGCUGGGGACGAAAAAUCCAACUUUCAAUGCUGCAAGUGCGACAAGGCUUUUCCCAAAAAAUUAGCCUUAAAACUGCAUAUCACGAAUGUUCAUUACUUGAGCUACCCGUGUGAUAUGUGCGACCAAAAGUUUCGGUCGAAGGUCUUGCUCGAUGAGCACCACAGCACGGUGCAUCUCGGGAAGCCCCUCUAUCAAUGUGAAUUUUGUGGUUUACGCCUGCACACGCAACAUACCUACUGUAUCCACCGGACGAACCAACAUCCCAGAGAGUAUGCCAAGCUGAAGAGGGAACAUAAAGCCAAAAAACUGCCGUACAAUCGCGGGGCCUAGAUUGCUAUCUGUGUGACAUAGGUAUGUAUUAAAUUAUUUGAAGAAAAAACGUACUUAUGAUGAUGAAUGGAAUUGUUUUUA
Uranotaenia lowii is the source of this 1912-nucleotide messenger RNA. Its product is annotated as zinc finger protein 59-like. Gene Ontology annotation, biological process: regulation of transcription by RNA polymerase II. Gene Ontology annotation, molecular function: RNA polymerase II transcription regulatory region sequence-specific DNA binding; DNA-binding transcription factor activity, RNA polymerase II-specific. The transcript has 2 exons. Bases 323 to 1831 code for a protein of 502 amino acids. Lineage: Eukaryota; Metazoa; Arthropoda; Insecta; Diptera; Culicidae. The record is from RefSeq and is a predicted model, not a curated record. Gene Ontology annotation, cellular component: nucleus.